Vicia faba (fava bean) is the source of this 468-nucleotide messenger RNA. NCBI's taxonomy places the organism in Eukaryota, Viridiplantae, Streptophyta, Magnoliopsida, Fabales, Fabaceae. The record is from the annotation of a GenBank genome assembly.
AUGAAUGCUGUUAUGCAACUUUCAUUGGAUCCUUCCGAAGUAGGCGAAGGUCGAGGUGCUGACCUGAACGCUUUGGCUCUUUUUGGUUCAUGUGUUGAGAAAAUUCCAAAAAGUUCAAUAAAUUCUGAUUUGAAGAUUUGUGAUAAAGAUCAUGGUCAUAGAAGAGUUCUCUUUGGUUAUAAAUAUGUAAUGCUCUUGGUCAUUAUUGUUAUCUUCAUCACCGCGGUUUUGAUGUGUAGAAGCUUCAGGAUUCAAAGGGCAAACAAGUUACAAAAAUGUCAAAAGGAAGCAAGUAAAAAAAUGGAAACUAGCAUCUUUUCACAAGUGGAUAUUGAUGCUGAUGAAAUAAGUCAUUUGGACGAAGAUAAUUUAAUCGGCCAUGGUGGUAACGGAAAGGUUUAUCGAAUCACGCUGAAGAAAAACAGGAUGGUAGUGGUUGUGAAGCAAUUAGAGAAAGGUGAUGGUUGA